Molecule: messenger RNA, 1587 nt
Organism: Neodiprion virginianus
Lineage: Eukaryota; Metazoa; Arthropoda; Insecta; Hymenoptera; Diprionidae
Product: ATP-dependent DNA helicase pif1-like
Exons: 1
Coding region: 1-1587 (528 amino acids)
Biological process (GO): telomere maintenance; DNA repair
Molecular function (GO): DNA helicase activity
Source: RefSeq, a predicted model, not a curated record
AUGGGGAAUCCAAAUAUACAAAUCAGUGAAGAAAUUUACAACGAAGCAUUGAUUUCAAUUGAGGACAUGUGCUUGAUGAUGUCAAACAAACUAUUAAUUCAAUUAGGCCUGGCCGCGCCCAAUCGUCCAAUGCAUGAUGCUUUUAACCAAGAAUUGCAUCGAGAAAAACUGUAUGAUCUCAAUACUUCGAAAGAAUUAAUUCAAAUAAAUCUUCCACUGUUGAAUGAACAACAGAAGUAUGUAUUUGAUACUCUUAUGAAAGUAACAAAUGAUGAAACUGGAGGAAUUUACUUCUUAGAUGCACCUGGUGGUACAGGAAAAACUUUUUUGAUUUCAUUAAUAUUAGCAACAAUUCGCUCACAAAAUAAAAUUGCACUUGCACUCGCUUCGUCGGGAAUCGCAGCAACUUUGCUUGAAGGUGGUCGAACAGCCCAUUCAGCACUAAAAUUGCCAUUAAAUAUGCAAAGCAAUGAAACUCCAACCUGCAACAUUUCGAAGAACUCUGCAAUGGCAAAGAUUUUACAGCAAUGUAAAUUGAUUGUUUGGGAUGAAUGCACGAUGGCACAUAAAAAAUCUUUGGAGGCUUUAGACAGAACCUUAAAAGAUCUACGGAGCAAUCAUAACCGAUUUAGUGGUGCAAUGAUUUUAUUAGCAGGAGAUUUUCGUCAAACAUUGCCAGUGAUUCCACGAUCAACGCCAGCUGAUGAACUCAAUGCAUGUCUAAAGUCCUCCAAUUUGUGGAAACAUGUCAAAGUACUUCAUUUAAGUAAGAAUAUGCGUGUCGAGUUGCAAAAUGACCAAUUUGAAAACAUAUUCUCUAAACAACUCAUUGACAUUGGUAAUGGCAAAUUUCCUAGAGACAUGUUGACUAGCUGCAUUAACUUUCCUCAAAGUUUUUGUCAGUUGACUCGAUCAAAAGAUGAACUUAUUCAGAAGGUGUAUCCAGAUGUUUCUCAAAAUUACAGAAACCAUGAUUGGUUGAGCGAAGGAGCUAUAUUGGCUGCAAAAAACAUAGAUGUAAAUGAAUUAAAUUUAAAAAUUCAAGAACAAAUUACAGGCGAGUCGAGGACAUAUAAAUCAGUUGAUUCGGCUACUAAUCAAGAUGAUGUAGUCAACUAUCCACCGGAAUUCUUAAACUCGCUGGAUUUGCCAGGAUUGCCACCUCACAAUCUUCAAUUAAAGGUUGGAUCGGUAGUUAUAAUGUUGCGAAAUAUCAACCAACCGCGUCUUUGCAACGGCACACGGUUAGCGAUAAAAAAAUUACUAAACAAUGUGAUAGAAGCAACUAUACUGAAAGGAAAGUAUAAAGGAGAAGAUGUUCUCAUACCGCGCAUCCCAAUGAUUCCGACUGAUAUGCCAUUUGAGUUUAAACGACUACAGUUUCCAGUGCGGCUUGCUUUUGCUAUGACCAUAAACAAGUCCCAGGGGCAAUCAUUAAGUGUUUGUGGUAUUAAUUUGGAAAACCCAUGUUUCUCACAUGGUCAAUUGUAUGUUGCCUGUUCCCGUGUUGGAAAACCAUCGGAUUUGUUUGUCUAUGCGCCAGGUAAUCAAACAAAAAACAUCGUAUAUCACAAAGCACUACAAUAA